AUGCCGUGGACAGUCACCAAUUCAUUCAAGCGCGGCCUCAUGAAAACCUACGGAAGACCGACAUGGCGCGUCUAUGACGACGAACGGUAUGCGAUCCGAGAAUCAUCAGCGGCCGUCUUGUCCAGCCCGUCGCGCCGGAACUCCAUCAUCGGCUCCGAAGGUACGCUCGAUGAUAUAGACGAUCUCACGACGCCGCCAUCGUCGCCGCCGCCGCGACUGACCCCGCCACCCGCGAAUACGCGCAAACCGACUUUCGCCUUUCUGAAACGGAAGCUCAAGGAGAACACGGGCGGCUCGCCGCUGACCGAGGUCAACUCCAAUAGUGUACGCUCCACGGCCGAUCCACCCAAGCAGCAGCAACGCCAGAACAGCACGCAUCAGCCGUCAUUACCCACAUCACAGAAGACCACCCCCAAGCCACCGGCACUGCGUCAAAUGCAGAUCGACCUAGGAGCGGAGGUACGAAAAACAUGUGCGACAUGCGGAAUGGAAUAUAUCCCGUCGAAUUCAGAAGAUGCGGCGCUUCACAAGAAAUUUCACGAAAUGAACUCGACGGGCGUGGACCUGGGCAAGGCAUUUAUGCGCGCCAAUGCAUCGCGUUGGGUCUACGAGGCGACGCGGUUCGAUGAAGGAUACGUGGUGAUUGUGGAUCGCAAGGCCACACCAAGCGCCAAGAACCAAGCGAAGAAGGUUCUCGAGGUUGUCAACAAGGAGCUCUCUUCCCCUGACAUCGAAGAUGAGGUGCUCUGGAGUCAAGCCGAGCCUCCCAAGCAUUUACACAACGAGAGCUCCGAGGAGAAAGUGGAUCGAUACCGGGUGUUCCUUCAUAUGAAAGACAGCCGGUGUGUGGGCCUAUGUCUCACUGAGCGAAUUUGGGAGGCGCGCCCGGUGGUGCGCAAUGACUCGGAGAGAGGCACGGAUGGAUCCUCGGUAUCGGUGAAAGAUGAAUUGCACCCGGCGAUCGUGGGAGUCUCGCGGAUUUGGACAUCGGGGGCAUCCCGAAGGAAGGGAAUCGCGUUGGAUUUGCUGGACUGCGUGGUCAGCAACUUCAUUUACGGCAUGGAGAUCCCCAAAGACAACAUCGCCUUCAGCCAACCCACGGAAAGUGGGAAGCGACUCGCUCAAAGAUUCUUCGAAGAGAGUGCGACGUGGCAUGUGUAUAACGAACGGUGA
Penicillium diatomitis is the source of this 1173-nucleotide messenger RNA. Its product is annotated as ESCO family N-acetyltransferase. Lineage: Eukaryota; Fungi; Ascomycota; Eurotiomycetes; Eurotiales; Aspergillaceae. Gene Ontology annotation, biological process: mitotic sister chromatid cohesion. The transcript is spliced from 3 exons. Gene Ontology annotation, cellular component: chromatin; nucleus. Gene Ontology annotation, molecular function: protein-lysine-acetyltransferase activity. Bases 1 to 1173 code for a protein of 390 amino acids. The record is from RefSeq and is a predicted model, not a curated record.